This is a messenger RNA of Oryctolagus cuniculus (rabbit), 614 nucleotides long. It is a transcript of the gene CENPW, whose product is annotated as centromere protein W. The record is from RefSeq and is a predicted model, not a curated record. Gene Ontology annotation, molecular function: DNA binding; protein heterodimerization activity. Gene Ontology annotation, biological process: chromosome segregation; mitotic cell cycle; kinetochore assembly. NCBI's taxonomy places the organism in Eukaryota, Metazoa, Chordata, Mammalia, Lagomorpha, Leporidae. Gene Ontology annotation, cellular component: kinetochore; nucleoplasm.
GAGCGCCCAGCGCGCUCCGUUGGCGGCGUAUUCAAACGUUUGGACCUGGAUCUUGGGACCGGAAGAACCUUGGGCGGGGCGAGGUUGUUUUUCUUAGCCUCGACGCCGUUCGGUGCGUGGAGGCCCUGGAAGCCCAAGGCUGCAGGUCCCUGAAGGAGAGCAUGGCACUCUCGAACAGAGUCUCCCAGAAGACGAAAGUAAAGCGGAAGGCUCCCCGCGGCUUUCUGAAGCGCCUUUUCAAGCGGCAGAAGCCACACCUGCGACUGGAGGCGCGUGGCGAUUUGCUGGUUCAUCUGAACUGUUUACUGUUUGUUCAUCGGUUAGCAGAAGAGUCCAGGACAAAUGCUUGUGAGAAUAAGUGUGGAGUCAUUAACAAGGAUCAUGUACUGGCUGCUGCAAAGGUUAUUCUAAAGAAGAGCAGAGGUUAGAAGUCAAAGAACACGUUCUUGAAAUACCAUGUAUUAUUUUAGGUAGUAAUAGGUCAUAAGAGCACUUUUAUGGAACAGUUCAUAAUGUGGAUUAUUAAAAUACUGGAUAGUACAGAGAUUCAUGUAUAUAUUCUUUUGUUGUCAUUGAGUGUGUGAAAUAAACAUAUAGAACUUGUUUUAUUUUCA